This is a messenger RNA of Lactuca virosa, 378 nucleotides long. The record is from the annotation of a GenBank genome assembly. Lineage: Eukaryota; Viridiplantae; Streptophyta; Magnoliopsida; Asterales; Asteraceae.
AUGGUGGUCAUGGCGGAAGUAGGAACAGCCCCCACCCCCACCCUUGUCUCCUCCCACCGGGAACAACCAACCUCGGCUCCAUGGGUAUCUGGGGAUUCAUCUACAACUUCACGUAAUCGCUUCCUAACCAACCCGGUUGUGGAAUCCCUGCCUGGCCCGGAUCGUAGGGAGACCAUAACUCGAGUUCUAACCGGCUUCGGCAAGUUCGUCGUCGAUUCUGCUGUGAGCGAUUCUCUCAAAGGUCGGAUGCAAGUGUAUAAGAUAGUGAAGGAAGGAUUGAAGGAUGAAGCUCCUGUAGAACUAGCAAAUUUGAACAAUAAAGCACCACAUACAUUAAUGAUGGAGGAGAUGCAGGCUCGGAUGGAGAAAAUGGAAUAG